GACGCCAGCACGCCGUUACCCGGGGAGCAAACCCGGGAAGCCGAGGUGGAGGAGCACUGCGGGGAGGCGGGCGUGAACGCGGAAGCCUGCGGGGCGAACGUCACGAAGGUGAACGAGAAGCUCGGGAACGAAAAGAUCCUGCGCGAAGAGGGCGAGGCGUACGUGGGCAAGGCGGAGGCGAUCGCGGAGUACAACACCGCCGUGCGGUUGCAGAAGGAAGCGGGGCAGCGGGUGGCGGACGCCAACCGCGCGCUGGCGCAGGCCCAGCAGACCCUGGAUCGCAACAAGGAGAACAAGAAAGCGGCCCGAGAUAGCACCUACAAGGCCAUGGCCCAGCUGCAGAAGCACGAGUCGGAACUCCGGACCCAGAUCGUGGACGAGACGGACCAAACGGAGGCGGCGAUUCGCGAGCAGUGGAAGGUGUUGCUCCAGGAACGCCAGGCCUUCUACGCUGCGCGCGAAGCCUUCCAAUCGAUGCACGACAUCUGCUCAGCGUUGAUCGAUCCAAACGACCACGACAAGUGUAUCGACAAGGCUAAGGUGAAGCAAUACAGCAUGGUCCAAGCGAAGAAAGCGUAUAGUUUUUGCAGUAGAACCUUGUUUUUCAUGAUUCACAAAGUGAAAAUAUUGUGCUGAUGUCAUAAGACGUGCCUCAAGUGGUAGGAUCGACUUCUUUCUGAUUCAAAGCGGAAGUAUUCUCCUCUUGUUUGUGUCUUGAUCAUGAGGCAUGCUAGCCAGCACAACAUGAAGCGCGUGUGGUCCUUCCAACGCUUUACAAUCGCGCUAAAACAGGCUUCUGAACGCCGAGGCGAAGUAUUACGAGAUGAAAGACGAUCGGGAGUAUUUGGAGCAGUAUGCCAAGAUGUUCAUGGAAGAUCGCAAGAAGGUGCAGAACGAACAUGCUGACGCGUUGAAGACGUACAAGCAGGCGACCGUGGAGUUGCAAGCCGCGACGCGGCGUCUACUGAAGAGUCAGGCGUUGAUGCGCGCGGAGUUCCGGUCCAAACUUUUUGGAAAGCCUGAGGCAGACGCCAGCACAGACGAUCCGUAUCAGCUGCUCUUGAAGCAGCUGUAUGCAACUUCCAACAGUGGGCUAGCGACCGGUGCACAAGCUCCCCCAGCCGCGGGGAGCAAAAAGGGCGCGGAAAACAAGGGGAAGGCGCCGGCCGUAGGUGGUGGUGACGGCGGCGCGGCGCAGCCGGGCGCCGGAGCUGCGCUGAGCUCGCUCACGGACAGUCCCGCCACAGAAGCAUCGCUUUCCGCGGAGGUCUUCGCCGCGAAACAGGACGAAGCGCGGUUUCUCCUGCUGAAGCUGCAGGCGGCGGCGUCGAAAAUGGAUUUCGCAGACAGCUGGGCGUACCGCAGUUCGAAGACGGUAUUACAAUGAAAAAUGCCCCCACCCCCAAAGUUGUAGUAAUUUGUGAUGCAAAGUUUCCAAAUGAAAACUUUCUGUCAUGCAUGAAAGGACUAUGAAUCUUUCUGAUGCAGAGUCUAGGCGUAUAUCGCAUUGCUUGCAUGACAAACGCCGCUCUUGCUGGGAUCUUGCGCAAUACAAAUUUUUUCUAUUCACGAUUGGAAAUCUGUGAUGCUGAUAGAUGCAAGAGGGCGAAUGUUUCAUUUGCAAAGGUUUGCAAUACAAAUGCUCACAAGUUCGGGGGUGGGGGCAUUUUUCAUUGUAAUGGACGGAUGUGGACCUGCAGUGGAAGGAGGUGUUCGCCGCGGACAAGCGCGUCGCGACGUGCGACGAGGAAACGGAAGGGCUGUGGCGGAAGGCGAUGAAUGCGCAGAUGAAGGCCCUGGGUGCCGGCGAUGACUUGCUUGACAAGUUCCUCCUUGCGGAGGCCGUGGUGGCCAGAAACACAGUGGAUGCGAAGGUGCUGGAGUGUUUUCUCGAGCGGGAAGGGCUGGGGCGGGCGAUGCGGAAACGCGCACAGCUGGCGGCGCAGGUGCGGAACGAGCAGCACUACAUGCGCGAGAAGUUGGAGAAGCGGCUUACCGACGCCGAGCGGAUCCUCCUCAUCGGGCAGCAAAACCUGCUGCGCGCGGAUCGCGCCCGCAUUCUGGCAGAGGAGGAUGCGGAGAUGGCCCACGAUUACAAAACGGACGAGGUCGGCCGGUCCGCUGCGGCUGCGCGCGCGAACGGAACUGCAAUCGAGCUUGGCAAGCGGGUCAAGAA
Amoebophrya sp. A120 is the source of this 2176-nucleotide messenger RNA. Lineage: Eukaryota; Dinophyceae; Syndiniales; Amoebophryaceae. The record is from the annotation of a GenBank genome assembly.